AUGGAAGAGUUCUUGAAUCUGUUAUCUAGGCAAGUUUUACAUGAGCAAUUCAAAGAUAACCUCAUUUGGAGCAGAAACAUCAGCGGGAAUUAUGCCACUAAAUCCUUUUGCCACGCAGUCCUAAUGCAAAACAACGUUAGUUCUAAUGUGUGGAAGGAGUUAUGGGAAGGAUUGGCUCCCCAUAAAGUGGAGUGCUUCUGCUGGCAAUUAUUGAAAGGGAGGCUGGCGUAUUGGUGCUGUGGAUUCUGGAAUGUUAAAUGGGUUAUGCAUGAAAACCCAAUUAUUUGUUUCCAAUCGUGGUGUGAAUUGGGGAGUGGCCUGAAAAACGGGAAGGUGUGGAAAAUGGCUUUUCACGCCAUUGACUGGUCCAUUUGGCUUUCCCCUAGUGAAAUGGUGUUCAAAGGUAAGAUGUGGAAUAGCGAGGAGACUUUCGGGUUAAUUAAAUUGAGACUUGCAUGGUGGGUGAAGGCCAAGUGGCCUCAACUUAACCUUUUUGUUCCAGACUUAAUUAGGGAUCCUAGAUGUGGUGGGAUGCCCGGGGAGGCUGGAAUGGGGGGCGUCCUCAGGACUGACAAAGGCAGCAUGCUGCUUAUUUUCUCUAAAUCUGUGGGAGUGACGGACUCUAAUGCUGCUGAACUGAUGGCUCUCUUGGAAGGUUUUCAGAUCAUUGCAGCUCUGAUUGGGCAAGAACAAAACAUUAGUUUUGAAAGUGAUUCCUAUAAUGCUGCCACAUGGGUGUUAAACUCCCAGCAGGUGCCGUGGAGACUAAGAAGCUUAGUCAUGAAGAUUGAAAGGCUCAAAUCUAAGAUAGGGAGUUGGAUCGUGAGGAAAGUGCCACGAUCUGCAAAUACAGUGGCAGAUAAUCUUGCAAAAACUGGAAUAAGAAGGCAAAGUGACUUGAUGUGGGUUAUAGGGGACGAUGUUGUUGUUGAUAGUACAGGAGAUGAAUUAGCUUUUCUCACACGAAGUGUGUGUUGCUAA
This is a messenger RNA of Theobroma cacao (cacao), 981 nucleotides long. RefSeq lists its product as uncharacterized. Lineage: Eukaryota; Viridiplantae; Streptophyta; Magnoliopsida; Malvales; Malvaceae. The record is from RefSeq and is a predicted model, not a curated record. Gene Ontology annotation, molecular function: RNA-DNA hybrid ribonuclease activity; nucleic acid binding.